AUGCUGGGAGGCCUGGGGAAACUUGCUGCUGAGGGCCUGGCCCACCGCACUGAGAAAGCCACUGAGGAAGCUGUUCACGCCGUGGAGGGGGUGGUCAAGGAGGUGGUGGAACACGCCAAAGAAGCUGGAGAGAAAGCCAUUGCCGAUGCCUUAAAGAAGGCCCAAGAUACAGGGGACAAGGUGGUGAAGGAAGUCACUGAGACGGUGACCAACACAGUCACAAAUGCUGUCACCCAUGCAGCGGAAGGCCUGGGCAAACUGGGACAGUGAGCACAUCCACCUCUGAAUCUCAAUAAAAAGCUGU
This is a messenger RNA of Enhydra lutris kenyoni (northern sea otter), 304 nucleotides long. RefSeq names its product protein FAM25A-like. Lineage: Eukaryota; Metazoa; Chordata; Mammalia; Carnivora; Mustelidae. The coding region runs from base 1 to 270 and encodes 89 amino acids. The record is from RefSeq and is a predicted model, not a curated record. The transcript has 3 exons.